CGGUCGUCAUGCGCUUCAGCUCUAACGCCAACGUCGGCGCGACGUAUCACGGCUACGGACGUCGUGACGAGAUCGGUGUCAUGAUCGAGAUGACGCCGAGCGAGCCGUCGACGACCUUUCUGGCGCCGCGGGACUCGGAGAGCGACGAUGGUAACGACGACGUGGCCAAGCCGUUUCCGCCAAGCCAACGAGGCUACGAGAACGACCUUGAUACCGGUCGUCCGACGUUUCGUCACACGACGUCGCUCCAACAAGAAGCCGCCAAGGACCUAAAGCUCCGCGAGCUUGAGGCGUUUGCCGCCAAACUCGACGGCUGCAAGGACUAUAUCGCCUUGAUUGCCGGUGCGUUCCGGGGCAAAGUGCGCAACUCGAUGCUGUUUUCGCUGCUGCACAACGACGCGACCGCCGGCAUGGACGAGUGGGACCGUGAUGUGAUCCAAAACGAGAAGAAGAAGCUGUUGCAACACCCCGUGAUGCGCCUCAUCGUAAUCCUCAAGUGGCGGGCGUUUGGUGUUCGCAUGUUUAGCGAGCAGCUCCUCAUGCACUUACUGCUGCUUUUGACGCUCACAGUGUCGCUCACUAUCUCGCUCGGGACUAUCCAAGGGGAUCCAAAAGACGAUCCAGAUGGCGACAAAGAAUUCAAGAAAAUUGCUGGCUCUUGGCUCUGCGGCACCGCGCUUCUGCUCUUGUCGCUGCUCGCGACGCGCUUCUUGACGUGGCAAAACAAACAGGCGUGUGCGUGGGCAACACUCGUGCUUGGCGGCUGUGCGAUCACCGCCAUCUUCCUCAACCUUGACCACCUUGUCGAGCUCUGCUACUCGGACGCGUUUGUCAACCUCAACAACGGACUUGUCAGUCUCUGCGCUGUCUACUUUUGUAUCUUUGAGCUCCGCGAGCUCGCCGCCGACUAUCCCGACUACGCUGUCUUUCUUAGCGGCGACUCGCUCAUGUAUUGGCGCCUCGUCCAUGUCCCAACCCACUUUAUCACGUCAAUCUACAAGCUCGUCUGCACCAAGACGCCGUCGCCGUACCUCGAGUCGUACUGGAACCGGAUCCAGCUCCCGCUCUUUUUGCUUGUCCUUGUCUACGCGCUCUGCGAACUCUGGACGUAUUUCCCGUUCGAGAUGUGCGUCUACCUCGGCAUCCCGAUGCACUUCGUGCUCUGCCUCAUGUGCGUCCAGUAUCUGGAAGCCUUCCGCGAUGUCGGGUACCUCCUCCCGAUGAUGCGGCGCAUGCUCACCGACGUCUUCCGCUACUUGGCCUUUUACCUCCCGAUCCAGUGCGGCUACGCCUGCGCCUACUACCUCCUCUUCAAGAGCCAAGGCGAGAACCUCAAGCCGUACAAGCCGGAUGAGGAUUUUGCAGACAACUUUAACUCUUCGCUGAGCAAGAUCUUCCCGGGCGCCAACACCACAGACGAGACCCUGGUGAUGAACCUCCUCGAGAUCCUCAAGACCAAGGACUCGAACGACAUCUUCCAAGGCUACGAAACCGUGCCCAAGAGCUUCCUCACCACGUACCUCGUCACCUUUGCUCAAAUCAACAUGGAGCCGUUCAACCAGCUCGCGUCGCCAGCCGCCUAUGUACUCGGCUACCUUCUCUUGGUCACGCACGCAACCAUCGUGAUCGUCAUGCUCCUCAACGUCCUUAUCGCGAUGAUGGACAAGACGAUGGGCGCCCACAUGGACGAAGCCAAGCUCGAGGCGUGCGUCACGUUCGCCGAGUGCGUCUUGCGCUUGGAGAAGACGACGACGUCCGCGAUCUCCGACGAGUACUGGGGCAACCUCAACAUGGACAAGGUUGAGAACCUCUACGAAGAGAUUGUGCGCGCCGACGCCAACGAAAAACGAGACGACGACGCGGUGCUGGACGCGCUCGCGUUGCUGGGCGCCAACGUCGACGACCUCGAGAAGCGCGCGUAACUGUACCGUAAUGAAAAAAAAAAGUCUGCGUA
Molecule: messenger RNA, 1954 nt
Organism: Saprolegnia diclina VS20
Lineage: Eukaryota; Oomycota; Saprolegniomycetes; Saprolegniales; Saprolegniaceae
Exons: 3
Coding region: 9-1922 (637 amino acids)
Biological process (GO): calcium ion import across plasma membrane
Cellular component (GO): membrane
Molecular function (GO): monoatomic ion channel activity
Source: RefSeq, a predicted model, not a curated record